Molecule: messenger RNA, 1125 nt
Organism: Vicugna pacos (alpaca)
Lineage: Eukaryota; Metazoa; Chordata; Mammalia; Artiodactyla; Camelidae
Source: RefSeq, a predicted model, not a curated record
AUGGUGCAUGGAGGUCGAGCGUGCUGCAGUUACUGUAUUAAUCCACCAGUAAUGCAGAGUAUAUUCAAGUCUCCCCUUAAAAGCCGUUAUCAGACUGGGGAAACACUGGAGUAUGCGUGUAAAACAGGAUACAUUUAUAUGUGGCCUUAUUACCUCUUAACUACUUGUGAGCCAAAUGGCUCAUGGAGCUUUCUUGAAGAAGCUUGUUUAAAAAAAGCAUGUCCAGAGCCAGAAAUCAAAAAUAGUGAAAUAUUUGCCCCAAAUGACAGCUUGUCGUUUGGAAAUGCAGUUCUGAUAUCUUUUUUAUGCGGACGACCUCCAAAAAUAGAAAAUGGAAAACACACCAAUAGCUACAGGAAUAUAUUUGAAUAUAGUGAAUUAGUGACUUACAGUUGUGAUCUGUUAAAUGGACCAGAUCAAUAUUCACUUGUUGGAGAGAGCAAGCUUAUUUGUUCUGCACAUGGCAAUUGGAGCAGUGAUGCUCCUAAAUGUAAAGUGGUCAAAUGUAAACCUCCAGUACUUGAACAUGGAAAAGCAAUAUCAGAAAUUAGAGAAGUUUUUACCUACAAAGAUGUGGUGAUACUUGAAUGCCUCCAGGGUUUUUACCUUAAUGGCAGCCAUGCAGUCUUCUGUGGUGGUGAAAAUACUUGGGAACCUGAGAUGCCGAAGUGUAUUAAAGGUUACAAGCCUACCUAUCCAAAGAAGCCUCCAGUUUCAAACUAUCCAGGAUAUCCCAAUCCCAAAGAAUUACUGUCACUUGAAGACUUUGAGGAAUUAGAUGUAGGAAGCUUUGCUGUGUAUAUCCUAACAGUAAUUGUUGCCAUUUUACUAGUUUUGGUCUGCAUGUACAGAAGUCUUCGAGGAAGGAAGCAGCAGGAGAAGGAGAAGAAAGAAGAGGAGGAAAAAGAGAAGAAAGAGAAGGAAGAGAAGGAGAAGAAAGAGAAGGAGGAGAAGGAAAAGAAAGAGAAGGAGGAGAAGGAAAAGAAAGAGAAGGAGGAGAAGGAGAAGAAAGAGAAGGAGGAGAAGGAGAAGAAAGAGAAAGAGCAGAAACGGAAAAGAGAAGUUACUGCUAGACCCACUGCUCACCAGAAAAGGCCAACCAGCCCAUCAGUACGGAAGCACUAA